ACAAGGGGCAGGAAACUACAAAAUUAAACAGGAAACAAAUCCAAACCGUAACAAUCAGGAUUUUGAGCCGCAAAAUUUAAAAUAACAAGUGAAAAAGCUCUGUAGCGAUAUACAACCCGAGUAAAGCGAAAAUGUUGUUGUUGUAUGGUUGAAAAAGGUGGGACUACAGGGUGGAUGGAUGGGUCUACACAUCGUUCUAAUUAGAAAUCACAACGGCGUUCCUCUAACCUUAAUCCAAACAUGAUUCAAUUAACCGUAACAAACACCAAUGUUGUCGCCCUACAAUAAUAGUACAUGGGGUCUAUUUCUCCCAAACUUUAUGUUCAACACAAAGCUACAGAGCCAAUGCUUCUACAGAUACUUAUCUCACUGUGGAAAUCUUUUGAACCUAAUUUAACACUAUAGUAGAGCAACUAAGGGAGCAUGUUUCCUAAGUAGGACAUUCAGCACAGUCAAAUCGGGUUGGCCAAUCAAACGCCGUCUGUCUCUGAAGAGAGGAGAAAGUAUUUAGAUUCUCUUCAUUCAACACAAGAAAUAGAACACAAUGACAUCUCCAAGGUUUGCCGUCUAUGUGACAUGGUUGUUCUUGUGGAAAAAGACUCAAGCAACUGAUCUGACUGUCCGUCAAGAAAGAGGUUUUGUGUCAGUCAAUGUUGGAGACAACAUUACUUUGCAAUGUUUCCAUCAGAAAAAUGAUAGUAUGUGGCUUUACUGGUAUAAACAAUUGUUAGGAGAACAACCAAAGAUGAUCUCCACCUUCUACGUGCACAACACAGAAGGCAAUUUUUAUCAUGAAUUUGAAAACAAUCCACGCUUUACACUGAAUACUGAAAAAGGUCAAAAUCACUUGACAAUUAUUGGUUUGAACUUUUCAGACUCAGCAUCUUACUACUGUGCAUAUAAGACUUCAUUUCUGUUGACCUUUGCCGAGGGCACUGUUGUCAGCGUGCAGGGUUCAUCUUUAAUCCAUCAGUCACCAUCAGAGACCAUCCAGCCAGGAGGCUCUGUGACUCUGAACUGUACAGUACAAACUGGGACCUGUGAUGGACAACACAGUGUUUACUGGUUCAAAGACUCUGAAGAAUCUCAUCCAGCACUCAUUUACACUGAUGGAGGCAGCACUGAUCAGUGUGAGAGGAAAGCCAACACACAAACACACACCUGUGACUACAACCUGCUGAUGGAGAGCCUGACUUCGACACAUGCUGGAACCUACUACUGUGCUGUUGCCUCGUGUGGACACAUUCUGUUUGGAAACGGGACCAAGCUGGAUAUUGAGGACAUGGGCCACCGUCUGUAUUUUUUAAGUGGAGCGUUGGUAUUCACCACCAUCCUGGUGGUACUACUGUUUUCUUUUGUCUACAAGCUGAAAAAGAAAACAAGCUGCCAAUGUUCAGAGUCUCGCGCAACCGUAUCAGGUCCCUCCACAGGAAACACAGAGGGUUACCAAAACGCACAGAGCACUCAUUAUGCUGCUUUAAAUCUCAAUCUGCCCAACGGAUCAAGGAGGCAGAAGAUGAACAUCGAUGUUGAAUGUGUGUACUCCAGCGUAAAGCAGUAGAUCGUAUUUUAAAUGUAAAGUAGAGUGUAUGAAUCUCUGUAUUAUUAGAUAUGAUGUAUACAUUUAGACCUCAAGAUUUACAACCGAUCCCAAUAGUUUGUACAGUGGCAGAAAAUGUUCUUUUGUAAUUAGGUGGUGCGUUUUUGCCCAGCAAUUUGGAAGAAUGUUUUGGAUGUAAAUUAUUGUCAUUUGUAAUCAAAUAUAGCCUAUAUAUGAUGCUUUCAUUUGGGGACAAUGUAUUAUGUGCAUGUGCUUUGAUCUACUGUAGAAAUUCCCUUCGUUUAAGUUGUAAAAAAAAUAUUUUGUAGAGUAAAAUGUAACAAGAAGAGUUAUUUUUAACCACGUCUGUCGAUGUUGGAGACCAAAUUACUUUGCAAUGUUUCUAUCAGAAAAACGAUGGAGCAUGGCUUCACUGGUAUAAACAAAUAAAAACCCAA
Molecule: messenger RNA, 1998 nt
Organism: Gasterosteus aculeatus aculeatus (three-spined stickleback)
Lineage: Eukaryota; Metazoa; Chordata; Actinopteri; Perciformes; Gasterosteidae
Biological process (GO): response to bacterium
Source: RefSeq, a predicted model, not a curated record